UUCGAACUCUUUGGGAGAGGGUGACAGACGAUGGAUAGGUGAUAGUUGGGGAACACAGUUUUUUUUAUUUGCCUUAUAGAUCAGAGAGAUGACCGUCAUACCAAUUGGUAUACGUCUGCUACCUUCACUGGGUGGACCAAAUUCAGUGAGAACUGUUAGAUAUAAGAUCUUCAUCCUUAUAUUUACUUUCCUGUGUUAUACCAGCUAUCACCUAUCCAGGAAGCCAAUUAGUGUUGUUAAGAGUGUCCUGAAUAGAAACUGCUCUGUGUCCUUGGAUCACGAAGAUGUCUUCAACAUCAGCAGUCAUGGAAAUAAUACCAAGUGGUGUGACUGGAAACCCUUUGACAAAGACAAUGCAAAUUCCCUCCUUGGGAGUCUUGACUUGGCCUACUUAUUUGCCUAUGCAGUUGGAAUGUUCCUCAGUGGCCACAUAGCUGAGAGGAUGAACUUGCGUAUAUUUUUGUCCAUGGGCAUGAUAGGCAGUGGUAUUAUGACAGCAAUGUUUGGGAUGGGGUACUUUUGGAAUAUCCAUACCAUUGCUUUCUAUAUAGGAGUUCAGGUCAUCGGGGGAUUAUUGCAGAGCUCUGGUUGGCCUUCAGUUGUAACAUGUGUGGGGAACUGGUAUGGAAAAGGAAAGCGGGGACUGAUCAUGGGAAUCUGGAAUUCUCAUACAUCUGUGGGGAACAUCCUGGGGUCACUCAUAGCUGGCAUCUUUGUGAACACAGUUUGGGGAUGGUCCUUCAUAGUCCCUGGAAUCAUCAUUGCUUCCUUAGGAGUCCUUGUUUUCCUGUUCAUGGUGCCAACUCCAGAUGAAGUGGGGUGUGAUUUGCCUGAUCAAUCAACAUCAACAUCAACUAAGAUACAACAUUAUGCAGAAGAUGUUUCAGAAAAGUCAGAUUUAGAAGAUGAUCCCUUGAUAGAGUCACUUAAAAGUGUCAAUCGAAGCGCAGAAUAUGGAUCAACAAAUAGUCAAACCUCAUUAGUUUCUCUGGACAAAAAAGAAAAACCCAUAUCCUUGUUCCGGGCACUUCGGAUUCCAGGGGUGAUAGAGUUUUCUCUGUGCCUUUUCUUUGCCAAACUUGUUAGUUAUACAUUCCUGUAUUGGUUACCGAAAUAUAUUCAUGUCAAAGCUAAUUAUGAUCCAGAGAAGGCUGCAGACAUCUCCACCCUGUUUGAUGUGGGAGGAAUUUUUGGGGGUAUUAUGGCAGGGCUGGUUUCUGACUUCACUGGUAUGAGGGCAGCCACCUGUGUUAUUAUGUUAGUCAUUUCGGCACCUGUACUGUAUAUUUAUAAUUUAUAUGGCAGUAUAAGCUUAGCACAUAGCAUAGGGCUAUCUAUGUUAUGCGGGUUCUUUGUUAAUGGUCCUUAUGCUCUGAUUACCACUGCUGUUAGUGCAGACUUGGGCACUCACAAAGUCCUACAGGGGAAUGCCAAAGCCUUGUCAACAGUCACUGCCAUUAUUGAUGGAACUGGAAGUAUAGGAGCUGCAGUAGGCCCCCUUUUGGCUGGAGUGAUUGAAUCCUCAGGCUGGAACAAUGUCUUCUACAUGCUGAUAGCUUCUGAUGUUAUGGCUUUAUUGCUCUUACUGCGCCUAUUUUACAAAGAGAUGGUUGUCCACUUUGGUAGAGGCACCGCUGUUAGCUAACCCUGUCUCCUGUGGCCUUGAACAUGACUGAUCUCAAUAUGGGGACCCCCCUCUCCUGUGAUACCAGAGAUUUUAUCCAGCAUUUUCCACUUUUUCUUUAAUUUUUAGCGACAAAUUCAUUUUAAUACUUUUCCUUUUAAUAAGAAAAAGAAAAAUUAAGGUUGUAAAUUUUAUUUGAAAAAAAUGAGCCCUUGUGCAAAAAGGUUGUAUGAAUCUUUUAAGGGGAUUAGAGUUAAUUGAAAAAUCAGAAAAUGUAUGAUUUCCUUAAAAUUGCUGUAAACAUACUUUUUCCUUGGGGUCAUAAUUCCCAAAAUCAAAAUUUCUGUUCAAUCAAAUAGAAAAAUUUGGUGGAUUUCUUGGAUUGCCUUUUAUGUUUGAAAAGAACUUUCAGUAUGCUGUGACAAUUUCCGCAGAAAAUUUGUGAGUGCAUACAUAGCAUAAAGAAAUACCAUGCAGAAAAAACUACCGUAUAUACUCGCCUAUAAGUCGGUUUUUUGGGAGUUAACUUUUGGUCUAAAACGCUAUGUCCGACUUAUAGGCGAGACAUCAAAAGCUUGGUAUUUUUCUGGACGACAACAUGAGGUAAUUUUUACAUAACUUCGACGAUUAUCGUUGAGAAAUGUCUGGACGUAUUAUAUUAUUUAUGUAUUCUAAGAUUAUAAAUUAUAAAUAAAGUACAAGUAUUUACCGAUGUCAUAUCCUAACAUAGUAUUUGAACACAGGUAAAUAAAUUACAGUAUUGAUAUGAAAUUUAUAAGAGAAGAAAAAAAAAGAGAUAAAAUAUCGGCGUUAUCCUUCAAAAUAUUAUUUGAAAAACAUUAAAACAUUAGAGCAUUAAUUGAAAUUGUCCACCGAUUCUGGCAAAAAGUUGUUCCGACUUAUAGGCAGGUCAAUUGCAAAUCCCUUUAAAAUAACCUCAAAAAUCACAACCGACUUAUAGGCGGACUGACUUAUAGGCGAGUAUAUACGGUAUGUCUACAGUACUCAUAAUUAGUUUUUUUUAAAAAAAGGUACUUAAGAGAUUUUAUCCUGCUUAUUUUAUGCCACCCAAUUCAGAGAUUUUCUUUAACACUGCACAUUAGAUAUGAAGAUAUCAGAUAUAGACCCAUACUUACUUGUACAUAUUAAUCAUUAUUUUUCACCUCAGUACUUACUUGUAUAAUGUCACACAUCACAAUUUCAUGGCACCCUGUGGGAUUUUUUUUUACCACAGUAUUAAUGGCAAUUAAUCUUAGUAAUACCAUUUUAGAUUCUGUAUCACUUUUAACAUUCUGAGUAUUUCCUAUCUGUCUGUACAUGUAUAUACAAUUGUAAUUCAUUCUCUUUGAGCUCUUUUUAAAAAAAAUUGUGUAUUUUGUGUUUUGCUUUGUCAGAAUUAAUAGCAUUAUUUAGUCAUGGUUAGAUUAGACAUUUUAUUUUGAUACUGGGAAUUAGUCAAAGCAAGUUUUUAGAGGUUAUAUUAAUCAGUGCAAAAAUUUAAAAAUAUGUUGAAAUUGAAUCUUUAUUGUUUUGAUGAGACUGUUCCUUAUAAUUUUUUUUUUAAAAGACAGACUAAGAAUAUACUUUGUGUCAAGUAUCUGUUUUUUAAACAUGAUUUUAAGUUAUUGCUUUUGAUGAAAGGUACAUUUAUACAUUCAAGAGAUCUUUGUUUGAUGGUGUGUUUUUUUUUUUCAUUUUAAUAGACACAAUUGAAAAUUAUAUUCUUGCUGAUGAAAAUUAGAACAAUUUUCAUGUGCAUUUGAAGAUUUUGUUGUUUUUAAAGAAAUUUGGAUUAAUUUUCCUUUUUUUGAUAAAAUAUUUAACAGAUUUUUUUCUGUAAAAUAGAACAUGAUAGAAGAAUUGGUAAAUGUACAUUCCGCACUUUGUUACAUCAUUGUACUGACAGAAUUGUAUAAUGAGGGAAUAUCAUGUAUGACACAUGUAUGGAAGAAAAUAUUGUUACAAUAUUUCAAAAACGUU
Molecule: messenger RNA, 3604 nt
Organism: Saccostrea echinata
Lineage: Eukaryota; Metazoa; Mollusca; Bivalvia; Ostreida; Ostreidae
Product: glucose-6-phosphate exchanger SLC37A2-like
Exons: 18
Coding region: 89-1645 (518 amino acids)
Biological process (GO): glucose-6-phosphate transport; phosphate ion transmembrane transport
Cellular component (GO): endoplasmic reticulum membrane
Molecular function (GO): glucose 6-phosphate:phosphate antiporter activity
Source: RefSeq, a predicted model, not a curated record